This is a messenger RNA of Doryrhamphus excisus (bluestripe pipefish), 6522 nucleotides long. It is a transcript of the gene homer1b, whose product is annotated as homer scaffold protein 1b. The record is from RefSeq and is a predicted model, not a curated record. Gene Ontology annotation, biological process: G protein-coupled glutamate receptor signaling pathway. Gene Ontology annotation, molecular function: G protein-coupled glutamate receptor binding. Lineage: Eukaryota; Metazoa; Chordata; Actinopteri; Syngnathiformes; Syngnathidae.
UUUUGGAAUAAGGCUGUAAACAUAACAAAAUAUGGAAAAAUUGAAGCAUUGAAUACAUUCAAAUGCACUGCAUUUCAAUUAGGAUUAAUGGGGAACCAAGGGCUCUAGUCCUACUAGAAAGUUUAAUCAAACUAUUAAGACGUAUUUCUUGGAGAGGUGUACUUGUCUUUGUUUAUAUAUAUACACACAUGUGGAAAGUGCAGUCCUGCGGGGUGUGUCUUUGGCAGUAAAGCGUGGCCUCCUGUCUAUAUUUAGCCUUAAACGCUCUCUUUUCUCCCCUGUGUGACCCUCGCUCAGUGCUGCAGACAUUCCCAUAUCAGCGCAUAGAGAGACGCCACUGACUGCAAAGAGGGCAAAUAUUGAGACUACUGCAGUUAACCGGAUGAUGACGGUCAAACUUUGCGCCACUGAAUGCGCUCAUCUUGAGUCAAGAAUGCACCUGCUCAUCAUGGAGAAUGUGUAUUCAUAGGGAUUUUGGCUUAAAGUCUCUUUUUUGUAAAUAUGGAGGAGGGUGAGCUUGUUAUUCGGUUGCCUGGGCGAUCCGCCUCCCCGUUAGACAACAGGAGCUUCGGUGCAAGCGUUGGGUUCGGAGAGACGUUGGUGUUGCGGCACAAGGAGGUUCACAACUUUUUUUUUGUCCCCUUCAGGGAACAGCCCAUCUACAGCACGCGGGCCCACGUCUUCCAAAUUGACCCCAACACAAAGAAGAACUGGCUGCCCACCAGCAAGCACGCCGUCACCGUGUCCUACUUCUAUGACAGCACUCGCAAUGUCUACCGCAUCAUCAGCCUGGACGGUACCAAGGCAAUAAUUAACAGCACCAUCAGUCCCAACAUGACGUUCACAAAGACCUCACAGAAGUUUGGCCAGUGGGCUGACAGUCGAGCCAACACCGUCUACGGCCUGGGAUUCUCCACUGAGCAUCAUCUGUCCAAGUUUGCAGAGAAGUUUGCCGAGUAUAAAGAAGCAGCACGCCUCGCAAAAGAGAAAAGUCAAGAAAAGAUGGAAAUGGCCACAUCACCGUCACAGGAGUCUCCAGCUGGGGAGCUGUCAUCACCUUUGACCCCUGUGACUCCACCUAUGGAAAACAUGAACGGCACAGACGAAAUCUGUGACACGACCCCAAACUCGGACUCCAGACCAGAACCGUCCCAGAACGCGCUGGCUUUCACUCAUAGCCCAGCCAUGACAAAGCACUGGGAGGCUGAGUUGGAGGCACUAAAGGGGAACAAUGCCAAGCUAACAGCAGCUCUGCUGGAGUCCACCGCCAACGUCAAACAGUGGAAACAACAACUGGCUGCAUACCAGGAGGAGGCCGAGAGGCUACACAAACGAGUGACAGAGCUUGAAUGCCAGAGCAACCAAACCCCGGCUAUCAAAUCCCAGAAGACAGAACUCAACCAAACCAUCGAGGAACUGGAGGCAACUCUGAGGGACAAAGAAGAGGAAAUGGAAAAACUAAAAGAAGAAUUGGAAACCAUGAAUGAUCUCAUGGAACAGAAAGAUACCCUCUCCCAGAAACUGGAGGAGACGGAGCUUCGCAGUCGGGUGCUUGAGCAGCAGCUUGCAGGGGCCGAGCAGCGACUGGAGGAGAACCAGGAGGAGCAGGAGAACUUCAGAAAGAGCCUGCGGACGCUGCUGGAGCUGCUGGAUGGCAAGAUCUUUGAGCUGACCGAGCUCCGAGACACCCUGGCCCGUCUCAUAGAGGAGGCCAGCUAAAAGAUGGAGCUGCCGCUACAUGUCCGCAUUACAGAGCCAUAGCACCCACAACAAGUGGCCCGUGUUCCUCCCACAACACGACCACGGUGAAGUCGAGAGCCCCUAAAUUUGAUUUCCAUCGUCCCCCUCGCAGACAUCAUGUUUGGAUAAGGAGCGACCUUUGCCUUUGUCUACUAUUGGCUACUUGCUUGUAGUGAUCUUUCUGCUUGAAGACAACCCACUCCCACACAUUCUCACGUUGCUCCUCCAUGAGAACUGUGCCUCAGUGCCAUCUGUGGUUUGACUGCGAGAACUACACCACAGCUUGCAGCAGCACAUCACCCUCUUCACUUCUCCCCAUAAAACCUGGAAAGUCAUGCGGAAAUAAUUGCUGUUAAGACUCCGAAAACUGCGCCGAAGCUGCCAAAUGUCCUCAAAUAUUGUCCUCUCGCUAUGUUGAUCCAAAGUGACUCGGCAGUACGGUGAAAGCGGCAAAGCAUCACAGCACCCGAGAAUUAAAGGGCCACUCUCCACCAAAAUGACAUAGAAAAAAUUGCUGGUUCUCUUCCCCUACCCCUACCCCCACCGGUGUGGAAACACAGAACUGUCACCAAUUACAACUUCUUACAUCCUAUUUGAUAACGGCAGUGGCGUUUAUACAUGAGAGAUGAGUGGGGCCCCAUCCACUUACACUAGAUACACCACAUACUAAGAAAAGUACAGCAACAUGGACCUUUGGAAGUCAUAAAACCUCAAAUGCUGUACCGUUCAUCUCUUAAGUAACACUAUAGCCUUGUUAAUCGUCACGUAAGUGCUGAAAGAAGUUGUACAAAGUUGUCCAAAGUAAGAACUGAGGGUCAUUUGUGGCCUGUGGCACAUUCUAAAAAAUAGCAUUUAACAAGACAACUAAAGAAAAAGACAGCAUUAAUUUACAAGAAUAAAGUAAAAUACAAAUAUUAAGAAAAAAAGUUGGAAUUUAAUAAAAUAUUAUCACUAUCACUAUUUUAUAUAUCACUAUAUAAGAAAACAACAUUUUAGUAGCAUAAAAUUGAAAUAUUAAAGAAAAAGACAUUGAUUUUUUGCUUUACAUUUGUUAUAUGAGAGACAAUCAUAACAAAAUAAAGUCAAAAUAUUAAGAAAAAAAUAUUAUAACAAGAAAAAAUAUAUAUUUUAGAAAAAUGACUCAUAAUAUUUUCAUUUUACUAGCACAGAGUUGGAAUGUUAAAGACGUUUCAUGUUUUCAAGUCAUAGUAUUAUUCAUUCAUUCAUUUUCUAUACAGCUUAUCCUCACAAGGGUUGCGGGGCGUGCUGGAGCCUAUCCCAGCUGUCUUUGGGUGAGAGGCGGGGUACACCCUGGACUGGUCACCAGCCAUUUUUGAUGAUUUUUACCGAUUUUUGAAGGCAUACAUAAUAUUGUGUUCUUGGGUUAUAUACUGUAGACAUGGUAUAUACCAAAAAAAAGAUUGGACUCCAUCCAUCCAUUUCCUAUACCGCUUCUUAUCCUCACGAGGGUUGCGGGCAUGCUGGAGCCUAUUCCAGCUGACUUACAGGCAAUCGCCAGCCAAUCACAGGGCACAUAUAGACAAACAACCAUUCACACUCACAUUCAUACCUAUGGACAAUUUGGAGUCACCAAUUAGCCUAGCAUGUUGAAAGCGGAAUACCCGGAGAAAACCCACACACGCACGGGGAGAACAUGCAAACUCCACACAGAAAUUUUUGGAAGUUAUAAUGUUAUGAGAACCUUUGAUAGAUUCUGCUUUCAGUCUAGUAGUUCUGAUGCUGAAAGCCACAAAAAGCCACAAAGUCAUACUGAUCUUCACCAGGUGCACCCUUCAGUCUGCUGGAUCAAGUUGGGAUCCUAGUCGAUCCCAAAGCAAGUGGUCUAAAGCGAAAGUGAAAGUCAGUUUGUCGGACUCCUGCCAUAUUUACAACUUGUUUGACAUUUACAAAAAAGUUGAACGCUUAUGUAGUUUUUACAGUGGUCUGAAAAAAGUGUUUGCCCCCUUCCUGUUACAAUUUAAUGUUUCAGAUGAUGAAAUUUAAAUAUUAGUCAAUGACAUUACAACUGAACACAAUAAUAUGCAGUUUUGAAAUGACACUUUUUAUUAUUAAAGGAGAAAAAAACAUCCAAACCUAUGAGGCCUGUGUGGAAAACUGAUUGCUCGUCUCAAUUUUGCCCCAAGACCUUCAAGAAAAUACAAAAGUUACAUUUUUUGGAAGGUGUUAGUCCCAUUAAAUCUGGUGUAAAAGUAAAUGCCACAUUUCAGGAAAAAACAACAUACCAACAGAAAAAUAUGGUGGUCGCAGUGUGAUGGUCUGGGCUUGUUUUGCUGUUUCAGGACCUGGAAUAUUUGCUGUAAUAAAUGGAACCAUGAAUUCUGCUGUCUACCAAAAAAUCCUAAAGGAGAGUGUCCCGCCAUCGGUCCGUGACCUCAAGCUGAACCCAACAAUGAUCCAAAACACACUCUGGAGUGGCCUUGUCAAAGUCCUGACCUGACUCCUGUUGAGCUGCCUUAAAAAGGCGGUUCAUGCCGGAAUGUUGCUGAAUUACAACAAUCCUGCAAACAUGAGUCGGCCAAAAUCCCUCCACAGCGCUGCAAGAGAAUCAUGGCUUGAUCAAAGGCUUGAUUGCAGUUGAUGCCCAACCAAUUAUGAGGUUUAGGAUGCAAUCACUUUUUUCACACAGGGCCAUGUAGGUUUGGAUGUUUUUUUUCUCCCUUAAUAAUAAAAAGUUGAAUUUAAAAACUACAUUUUUGUGUUCAGCUAAUCAUUAACUAACAAUUUUUGUGUGACAAACAUGCAAAAAAAAAUAAGAAAAGGGGGCAAACACACUAUGGUAUGCUUUUAUGCAUACCAUAUUAUGCUUAUUUUAUUCACCCUGUCUCAUCAUCAUCAUUCGGGUUUGGUUCUUGCUCAAAUUUUGGACCAUUUUCUUUCUUCAAAUUUUGGUCUGCCAAUCUGUUCUGUUUCUUAUUACCUUCAAACGUAACUUCCAAUGAUUAUAUACGAUACCAGACAAUAUAUUUUUUUUUUAUUAAAUUCAUUCAUUUCAUCCAUUCAUGUUUGUUGCCAGGCAGAAUUCAUUUAAUUCACACACAUGGAGCACAGUGGUGCCCCAUACAGCGCAAAAUGGACAGGGAGAGUAGUUUAAAGACAAUUAUUAUUAAUUUACACACUAUCUGUGUAAUGACAGUGUCAUCUACUGGAUGUGGUUGGGCACUGCCUCACUUGUAUCUCAUCCAAAAUGGCCACCGCUUGAUAUGCUUUAUCCCAUUUAGCCACGCCACAAUGAUAUUUUCAGAAGGAUGUAUGUGGGGCUGAACGUGAGAGUGACUUGCAUCCAAACUGCUUCCACCAUUGCAGGCAACUGAGCUGUCUUCCUGCCAAACUCAGUGUGGUGUGUGUGUGUGUGUGUAUGGACCCCCAGCACGGCCUGACCUUUUCACCUUCUGCUUAAAAGUGUGCCUUUUCAGUGCACGUCAGCAGACAACUAGUGUGUUUGUAUAUAAUAUAACAUGUGUGUUUGUGCUGUAACAUCAAGGCCUACACAGACACACACACACACACACACACAUGCACACUGAGCAAUAUCAGACAGGCUCUGUACAACACCUCUAUUGUCAUUUUAUCAGGUACUUCUUCUUCAAGUGGACUGCACACACGUCAAUGCAGCUGAUCUAACACCUCCAUCCCCUCCGACCAACAGAAAGUGUACUGGUGUUGACCGUCCACCUGUGUGGCAGCCCUGCUGGUCAAAGCGGUGCAUCGUGAAGGGCUUCUCGAGUGUUCUAGCUACAAUAUUGUGUGCGUCGAUGACUUUCCACCCUCAGUGAUACAGGCCACAGGUUUUCUUUCACUCCUUACGGGUGAACACUGAACUUUUUUUUUUUUUUUUACAUACACUUGCUAUAAUAGUGGUAUAAUUAAAGAACCAUAUAUGACAACUUUGUACUUGUGUAAAUGAAAGGAAGGCAAAUGCAGUAACACCCUGCAGUGACUUAUUGUUGUGUAUUAACCCAUGGGAAAAAAAGUGUUAUUGUAGAGUGUACUUUGUAAGCAAACCUCUUGAACAUACAGUAUAUACUGAAAAUGCAUAACAGUGCAAUACUCUUAUGUACCAGGUUGAUUAUUAUUAUUAUUAUUAUGAAUCAACGGCUUCUUCUUUAAAAGUCUCCAAAAUGUUUUUUAAAAACUCACACAAGAUGCUGCAACCUUUAUGGUCCCAACUCAUAUUAUGAAUUGAGCACUUUGUUUCCACUGUGUAACCACACUUUUUAACCACAUAAUGUACCUAGCACAUGUACUUCAACCUAUUUAGUUGCACAGGUUAAUACACCGGAAUAAGGCCCAUGUAGUGGAACAUGUUACCCAAAUGUUGGACUUGGGAGGCGGAACAUCCUUAAAUAUAACACGCUUAAUUGUUGAUGAAUGCCUUUGUACAGUAGUGGAUACAAAGUUUUUCCUUUUUUUCUUGUUUUGUAAUGUAUGGUAAUAAUGUAAGUAUGAUUAUUGUAUUUAAAGGUAUGAGAGGACUGGCAAUAUUUUUGACUAUUUAAAAGUAAUUUUGAAUUCAUGAUAUUAAAGAAGUACCUCAGGAUAUUGACGUGUGAGGACUGGUGAACAAAGUCAAUCGCAAUCAGUGAAAACAGGCACUCUCAAAAUGCACAUUGCAAGGUUUUUAAUUUGAUUGCAGGACAAGGUUGUAAAAAAAAAAAAAGGCAAAACAAGUGUAUUCUUUGAAAACAGCAGCAUUCGGUUGUGUUGUUUGAGUGCCGUAUUACAGUUUGGAUGGGGGAGCCUGCAUAAUAAAUGUUAACAUUG